Caenorhabditis remanei is the source of this 210-nucleotide messenger RNA. RefSeq lists its product as uncharacterized. The transcript is spliced from 2 exons. NCBI's taxonomy places the organism in Eukaryota, Metazoa, Nematoda, Chromadorea, Rhabditida, Rhabditidae. Bases 1 to 210 code for a protein of 69 amino acids. The record is from RefSeq and is a predicted model, not a curated record.
AUGGAAAAUGAAAAGGAAACGGGCACCACUCUUGUAUGCAAAGGCUAUCCCGGUGAUCCGAACGACGAGAUUGUAACUAAACUGAGAAACGAGUUCAGGGAGAUUUUGAGUGAAUUAAUUGGAGUUAAUGAUCAAUUUCCUAAUGGAACACCUGGCUUCUCUAUUCCACUUAACUCCUCAUCAAAAAUUCUUGUAUAUGGACGGAGAUAA